UUUAUUUGAAUCAGGUGUGUUGGAGCAGUGAAACAUCUAAGACAUGCAGGGCAGUGGCUUCCCAGGACCAGGAUUGACAAACCCUGGUUUAGAUCAUGUCAGAAAAUAGUGAAAUCAGAGUUUGCCAAACCUCAAAUGUUUUGUCCAAAUCCAGUUUACUGUCAUGAUGGAAUACAGAAACCAGACCCAACCAAUCAGUCAUCAACAAUAAUUUUACAGUCUCCUGUCAAACCUGUGGCCAUGGACGAGUGUCGAGAGAUGACUACACCUGAGGGGACACCUGCUGCCGACGCGUAUCCCAGAAAAAUACUGGAAUAUAUGGAAGGAUUCCUCAUCUCAAAGACCAUGUUCACGUCCUGUGAGCUGGGUGUGUAUGAUGUCUUGCUUGGUGCAGGGCGCCCCCUGUCUGCAGAGGAGAUCAGUCAGGCAAUAGGAGCCAGUCUGGAUGGCACAGAGAGGCUGCUGGCUGCCUGCACAGGCCUGCAGCUGCUCAACACACACAAGGACGAUGGACGAGUGCUUUACAGUAACACAGAUCAGGCCAGUGUCUACCUGACCCGCUCCAGUCCUUUAUCUCUCUUCCAGUCCAUCCAGUACAACUCCAGGACCAUCUAUUUCUGCUGGCACCACCUGACCGACGCUGUCAGAGAGGGGAGAAACCAGUAUGAAAGGGCUUUUGGAGUCAGUUCUAAGGACCUGUUUGAAGCUCUCUACAGGUGUGAUGAGGAGAUGGUAAAGUUUAUGCAGUUAAUGAACUCCAUCUGGAACAUCUGUGGUAAAGAUGUGGUCAGGGCCUUUGACCUGUCACCUUUCAAAGCCAUCUGUGACCUCGGGGGCUGCAGCGGAGCAUUAGCCAAACAGUGCACGUCCUCCUACCCAGAAUGCACUGUGACGAUCUUUGACCUCCCCAAGGUAGUGCGUAUGUCGAGGGAACACUUUGUCAGUGAGGCCGACCUGAGGAUAAGCUUUCACCAAGGGGAUUUCUUCAAAGACCCCCUACCAGAGGCUGACCUCUACAUCCUUGCCAGAAUCCUCCACGACUGGACAGACGAACGCUGCAUAGAACUACUCGGUAGAGUUUAUGAAGCCUGCAAUCCAGGAGGCGGUGUGUUGCUGGUGGAGGCAUUGCUCCACGACGACGGCUCUGGCCCUCUGACAGUACAGCUCUACUCCCUCAACAUGCUGGUGCAGACAGAGGGCAGGGAGAGGACAGCUCCCCAGUACAGUGCCCUGCUGGCUGCCGCCGGCUUCACCAACAUCCAGCAUCGCCUGACGGGGAAGAUAUAUGACGCUGUGCUGGGACACAAAGAGGUACGAGACUAAAAAAUUCUUGGCUACUCUUGUGCCAGGAGUGAAAGCGUUGUAGUACUGUUAGGAUUUCACAGAAUAUAUAUUAUAUAUACCUCGGCCCGUACCAUAUCCAGCCAUCCGAGUUAGAAUAAAAAUAAUCCCAGUUAGGUGUGUUUCUGCUGUAAAUGAUUGGCUCUACACUGCAAAAGGUCAACCUCUCUUAGAGGGUGCAUGUGCAGCGUGAGCCUCCAGUCUUGCUGCUAAGAAGAUGAACCUCUUUGCAUAUCUACUCUCAUCACUCCUAAGUCCUAAGCCGUGUGCCUGAACCCCCUCGCCUCGUACCGGUCUUAACAGCAUAGUAAUCUUUGUACUGUGUUCUUUGUAAUGAUGGAUGUGACUCAAUAAAUCUUCUUCACAAUG
Molecule: messenger RNA, 1710 nt
Organism: Solea senegalensis (Senegalese sole)
Lineage: Eukaryota; Metazoa; Chordata; Actinopteri; Pleuronectiformes; Soleidae
Gene: asmt
Product: acetylserotonin O-methyltransferase
Exons: 9
Coding region: 136-1323 (395 amino acids)
Biological process (GO): methylation; melatonin biosynthetic process
Molecular function (GO): acetylserotonin O-methyltransferase activity
Source: RefSeq, a predicted model, not a curated record